Messenger RNA from Sclerotinia trifoliorum, 2843 nucleotides. Lineage: Eukaryota; Fungi; Ascomycota; Leotiomycetes; Helotiales; Sclerotiniaceae. The record is from the annotation of a GenBank genome assembly.
UCUUCCAUUCUUCCAAUCAUGAUCAUCUAACAAUUCCUUACAACAAAACACUCCUCUUUCUUACCUCUCUCCCUCUCUGUAUGGUUGGUUGGUUGGUUGAAAGUAUCAUUUAAAGUUGCUUCUUUUCCAGUCUAGAAUGGCCGAGUACUCCAUCAUAGCACACAAUAAAUAGCAUGUGCGAAUCUAUCAUUGGAUGUGCCUCUUGAACCAUCUGCUGGCAAGGAUCGGGGAAGUCUCCCUGGUAGGUAGGUCGGUGAUGGGCAUACGCGCAGCAUCCUUUCUACGGAAACACUUAGGUUCCCGGCCAUUUGGUUGUCUGUUCUGAAGCAUAUGGAGAGGUGCUUGCACGAUAUAUUAGUAAUAUGUGGACCACGUACCGCAAGAGCUCGCGCUUUAACCGCCGAUUGGUCUUUGGAUCCCAGUAAAAUGCUCGUUCCUAUGAUCUAUGAAAGUACAAGUAGAGUAGUCUCUCCGUACUUCUCUAGGUCUGUACAUUUCUCAUGUUGAACUUGGCGAAAUCCGAUACUGAGCGCUUAGGUCGCCAAAGACCGCCUCAAUUCAAGACGGUAUGGGUCGAAAUUGGAUUUGUGUACGUCAGAACUUUCCGUUCUUUUAGAAUUGCUCUGCGCGUUUAUUCGAUUUUAAUGAUCAGAAUGAUUCCUUUCUGUCAUGACUUCAAAUCUUUCCGAUGAUUUAAAUACCUUAGAUGGUUUCAAUUUUCCAAAGGAGCCGAACGACCAAACUUCCCGACAAUACGAUGGUUCUUUUUACCCCCAAAUUCUCCGUUAAAUGCUGAUGUGUGGUAUAUCUUUAGAUUUUCUACUUGCGUUUCUCAGAUUCUUUCGGUAUGUCAAUUUAAGCAUCUAAACAACGUUUGAUUCUUACGCCAUAUAUGCAGGAGUAUUUUGUUAGCGGAUUUGCUGUUGUUGUCCCAGAUCUCAUGAAAGAUCUUAAUAUCCCAAUAUCUUCAUCAACAUGGCCAGCGGCGGCUUAUUCCCUGAUGGUCUCAUCUGUAAUGUUACCAUUAGGUAGACUGGCGGAUAUAUAUGGUGGGCGACCUGUUUACAUCGCUGGUCUCUCGUGGCUUGCACUCUGGUCGUUAAUCGCUGGAUUUUCAAAAGAUCAGUAUAUGCUUGAUAUAUGCCGAGCGUUGCAGGGGCUCGGCCCAGCUGCAUUCAUGCCAUCAGGGAUGAUGUUAUUAGGCCGAACAUAUCGACCAGGGCCGAGAAAGAAUCUUGUUUUCAGUGAGUGGCCAUCGAAAGACAACGAUUACGCAUCUAACCACUUCAAGGCAUAUAUGGUGCAUGUGGAGCGGCUGGCUUUUUCAUUGGCAUCUUUUUCGCUGGGUUGACUGCCGAAUACACUACAUGGGCAUGGUAUGUGCAACAUAUUGUUUUAGCCAUUUUCAUUAAUUCGUUCUUAGGUUUUUCUGGAUUGGGGCUAUUUUGUCCUUCAUAAGUGUCGCCACUGCGACAGUCUGCAUUCCAUCCGAAAAUGAUAGGCACGAGGGGCUUCAGAUGGACUGGCUUGGAUCGGGGCUUUUGGCAACUAGUUUCAUACUUUUCGUUUUUGCCUUGACACAGAGCGCCUAUGCGCCGAAGGGAUUCAAGACACCUUAUAUCAUUAUUACAUUCGUGUCUGGGAUAGUACUCUUUGCAAUCGCUAUGUACGUCGAACGAUACGUUGCAAGUCAGCCCCUCCUGCCAUAUUCGAUCUUUGCCGUCCCAAGAAUGAAAGCUCUCUUCGUUGCCUUAUUCUUCACCUAUGGAAGCCUCGGAGUCUUUCUUCUCUAUGCCACAUUCUACUGCACCAACAUAAUGGGCGCUUCUUACCUUCAACUUGUUGCUUGGUUUGUCCCGCUCGCUGUCGGUGGAUGUUUGAUAGGCACGUUCGGCGGCUUUAUACUCCAUUUGAUCCCCGGUACAGUUCUAAUCACCUUCUCUGGCAUAUGCUGGAUCAUUGCUCCUUUGCUCUUCGCACUCGCUCCGAAAAAUGCAUCAUUUUGGGCGUGGGUAUUUACAGCAAUGACUUGUGCAACACUCGGCAUAGAUAUAACAUUUAACGUCACAACAAUCUUCAUCACUACUUCUCUGUCAUCGUCUCAGCAGGGUCUUGCUGGCGCUCUGAUCAACUCCAUUAUGCAAUUUUCUAUCGCCGUAUGCUUAGGUUUCUCGGAAAUUAUUGCAAACUCGGUGCUGAAGAAAGGCGGGAGUUUACGACAUAGUUAUAAAGCAGUGUUUUGGUUUGAAGUCGCCUGUGCGAGCACUGCAUUGUGUAUCCUAAUUCUUUUUUGCAGGAUUGGCUCGGCAAAGGCGGGACCUACAGACGAGGAAAGGCAAGAUGCGGGAAAGGAGAAUGAUGAUGCGGAUAGUGCGGCCAGCACAGAGAAGAUGGCCCGGUCUCCCUCUGAAAAUCAUUCUGAAAACUUAUCUUCCUCUUCCGACUCGCUCAACCAACGCGUAUGUUAAGAUUCGGUAACUCGAUGCAAACUUUGAAUGGGCAUAUAUAUAUUUAAAAACUGGUACUCUCGUUUCUGGGCAUUGGGGCUAUGGAGGGAUAGUACGCGAUCAAUUUCGAGGAGUUGGCACGGAUGAUACCUCAAUCUAGGACAAUAUAAGAUAGUUUUGGAGUAUUGACGGGAUUUCAUUUUUUUUUUGAUUCAGGUAGCGAGGUUAAAGGAAGUGUGAUAUUGAGUUUAUAGAGCUGGCACUGGGGUUGGGAACACAGUCAUUUGGUGAAACGUUGGAUACUUGGACCGGACUUCAAAAGUGUGGAUGAAAGAUACGGAUGGGGCUGUGUUAGCGUUAUGAUUAUGAUUAUAAAUUUUGGAAAUUUUAAGACUU